This is a messenger RNA of Microtus ochrogaster (prairie vole), 1153 nucleotides long. RefSeq names its product transmembrane protein 50A (gene Tmem50a). The record is from RefSeq and is a predicted model, not a curated record. The transcript has 6 exons. The coding region runs from base 156 to 752 and encodes 198 amino acids. Lineage: Eukaryota; Metazoa; Chordata; Mammalia; Rodentia; Cricetidae.
AUCCGCAUGCGUACUGGUUCGAAGGCGGGGUCUGCACAUUGACAUCCGGGAGUCUGGUUGCCUGUGGCUGUUUUGUUUUCUUGCAGUACUGGAGUAAAGUGCGGCCACCGAACGCACGGCGACUCCCGGCUCCAGACUUGGACUGACCUGAAAAGAUGUCUGGGUUUCUAGAAGGUGCCAGGUGUUCGGAAUGCAUGGACUGGGGAGAGAAGCGGAACACCAUUGCCUCAGUUGCUGCUGGCAUUCUAUUUUUCACAGGAUGGUGGAUCAUCAUAGAUGCUGCUGUUAUAUAUCCCAAGAUGGAUGACUUCAACCACUCAUACCAUGCUUGUGGCGUCAUAGCAACCAUAGCCUUCCUCAUGAUUAACGCAGUAUCGAAUGGACAAGUGAGAGGUGACAGCUACAGCGAAGGCUGUCUGGGCCAGACAGGUAACUGGGCACCGGCAUCUUUCUGCAAAUCUUUCUUCCUUGAAAUGGUGCUUGUCGGGCUGCUUGGGUCCUGGCCUAGGAUGGGGUGGUGCUGGAUGCCAAGGCAUAGGUCACAGCAGACUGAGUGCAAAACAUACCAGAUUAAAGGCCUGUGCCACCACUGCCUGGCUCUGUUCAGCGAUUGUAAACCUCUAAAUAUCACAAUUGUUUUUACAGAAAAGUCCACAGUAUAUCCUGGGAUUGCUGUAUUUUUCCAGAAUGCCUUCAUUUUUUUUGGAGGGCUGGUUUUUAAGUUCGGCCGCACGGAGGACUUGUGGCAGUGAAGACCCCUGCCUCGCAGCACGGCCACCCUGCCUGGGAUUGUUUUUUCUUCACCGCUCACCCAGUCUUUUGUAACGCUGUUUUCUAAACUUAUUUCUGAGUACAAUCUCAGCUUAAAAUUGUAUAAUGCUAGAAUCAUGAGAGCUCCUAUGUACUCUGCAACAGUCUGAUGUGCCGUGACCCGGUCCGCUUUUGCAAUGGGAAAGGAAACUAUUGACGUGAGUAACUUUGUCAGCUUCUAUCAUGGUCUAAAGAACCGAUUAUGGAGAAGUAGUGGUAGAGUUCUUGGGGUGAGGAUUCGCUCUGGGAUCCAAAGUGUCUGUUUACUGAGCGCACCCUCUUCUGUGUCCGAUGUGGAGUAACGUAUAAACGUUUCUUGUUAUUAAAAACUAUUCAGUGGUCA